Messenger RNA from Auanema sp. JU1783, 2244 nucleotides. The record is from the annotation of a GenBank genome assembly. NCBI's taxonomy places the organism in Eukaryota, Metazoa, Nematoda, Chromadorea, Rhabditida, Rhabditidae.
AUGAGCACUUGGAGGGGCGAAGACCAAUCCCCGAUCGGUGUUGUUCCUUCCUUACCACAAACCUCUAUGGCUCAUUCAUUAUCUGCGGAAAUAGCUUCACCCGUAACAUCACCAAAGGCGACAUCUUCCGAAGGAUUAAGUGAUAAAUUGGUAUUUAUUCAUUUACCAUUCGAACAAUAUUCUCGGCUACCUGUGCGGCCAGGAGAAUCUGCACGAGACGCGAUUUCUAAAUUAUUAAGAAAACGGGAUAUCACACCCCAGUUAUGUCAUGUAAAUGUGUCUGCAGAUCCUCGGAGCGAACAGAUUGAUCUUCAGGAAGAUUUGGAGAAAAUUGUUUCUCGUCUAGACAAAAAUGAAUUAUGGGUUCAUAGUGAGUAUUUGAACACUGUUAAAUCUAUAGAACAUCAAAUGGUACGUAAAACUUUUAUACCUCCAGUUACAUGUGAUAAAUGCAAAGGCCCAAUCUGGUUUGUUGGGUUUCGUUGCGAAUUUUGUCAAGUUAAAUUUCAUCAAAGAUGUUCAUCUUUCGCUCCAUUAUAUUGUGAUCUUAUUCAAAAUGUUCCCAGAGAUGAAGUGUUAGCUCAAAGGUUAAUGAAAUUCGCUUCGGAAAUGGGAGGUAGUAAUGGGGAAAUGGCAGAAAGUGUUUUAUCUCGGCUACAGCCAAAUUCAAGUCCAGUUCACACCCCUGAUAGUAGUCAACCCGAUCUCCUUUUAAAAAGAGGGCAAUGUAUAAAGCGUCACCAAGGUCAUCAUGCACCAGCGAAGGAUGUAGGUGGACCUCUAGGUCCUGCUGGACCUUAUUCCCGGGACAGAUCUUCGUCUGUACCAAAUAUUAACUCCAUUAAAGAUGAAGCUGUUCUCGAACACAACCAACGAGUUUUGGAUGCCCUCGAAGCUCAACGACAAGGUGACUUUCUGCGUUUUAUUUUUUCUUUAUCUGUUCCGAAUGCUAAUUUACUUACCAUUGUCCGUUAUUCAGCCGAUGAGCCCAUCCACUCAGGUAAAAUAAAGGGACGAUCAGCUUUUAACAGUGGUCAAUUAAUCAAUGGCCGUCGACUUACUAACCGUUUGUGUCCUCUGCCUGAUAUUUCUCCAUUUGGGUCUCAGUCUGUCUCAAGUACAUGUUCAUCACCACCUAACCAUCCACAAAGUGCAGCACAGCUACUACCGCCUGCCCUACCACUUACACCACCCCAAAGUGCUCCCCCUCAAAAGAUAUCUCCUGGAUUCUUCCGAGGACGAAGUCGAUCACCUGGUGAGCGAUUAGAACCUCAAAGAACACGCGUUUUAACAGGACAGUCCGACGUUGAGGAAUGGGAGAUUGAUCCGCGUUCUGUUACACAAAUAUGCAAAGUAGGAUCAGGUUCCUUCGGAACUGUAUUUAAAGGGACUUAUUUCGGAGCAGCUGCUAUUAAGCAAUUGAAUGUUGGAGAGCCAACAGUACAGCAGUUACAAGCCUUCAAAAAUGAGGUGGCAUUGUUGAGAAAAACGCGACAUCAAAACGUUUUACUUUUUAUGGGCUUUGUAAAACCGCCCAACCUAGCUAUAGUAACACAGUGGUGUGAAGGAAGCAGUUUGUACAAACACAUACAUGUGAUUGAACCGCGAGUAGAGUUCAAAAUGUCUGUGAUUGUUGAUAUCUUGAAACAGAUAACUCUCGGAAUGGAUUAUUUACAUUCGAAAAACAUAAUUCAUAGAGAUUUGAAAACAAAUAAUAUUUUCCUAAUGGACGAUAUGAGCACUGUAAAAAUCGGCGACUUCGGUUUGGCUACCGUUAAAACAAGAUGGAAUGGGGGCCAACAGAAUCAGCAACCUACGGGUAGUAUUCUGUGGAUGGCUCCUGAAGUCAUACGCAUGCAGGAUCCUAAUCCUUAUACAACUCUCUCCGAUGUUUACGCUUUUGGAAUUGUCAUGUACGAGAUGCUUUCUGGCUCAUUACCGUAUUCAGACAUAAAUAAUCGUGAUAGAAUUUUGUUCUGUGUUGGACGUGGUUACUUGGUCCCUAAUAUCGAACUAUGUCGUAAAGAUACGCCCAAACUGUUGCUAGCUCUGUAUCAAGGAUGCAUUAAAUUUAACAGAGAUGAGCGUCCAGAGUUCCGAGAGAUUCUGGACCGUCUUCAAAGCAUCCCUCUGCCUAAAUUGGAACGAUCUCGAUCGGAGCCGUGCCUACAUCAUGGCCCAUCAGGAGAUGACAUUGGUUCAGCCAGAGGAAAUCAUAACUUAUGGGAAUAUAUAACGGAGUAA